AUACAUUUAUUGAGAAAUUCAGAAUAUGUUAAAAGCAGACCUUGUUCAUUAAGCAACCGACUAACCGUAAGAAUUCCAUUGUCGUACAUUGUUUAUAUACAGAGUGCAAAGGAACGUCGCAUAUGCACGUCUUUCAGAAAAGUGAGUGACGGGAAAGUAGCACAACAGCACAGAAAGAACCCGGUUUUGUUUAGCUGAACUUCUUCACGGGGAGGUUCCUCUGGUUCGGGCAUGCUCAGUCAGCUUGUUGUUGUCUAAGAACCUGUACGCAUCAAUCAUCCGAGCUCUCCAUCCACACCCAGUUAAGAAGUUUAUGAGCAGGCAUCGCCAUAGGCCUUACAUAAUAAAAUCAGUAAGACCCGCCCACACGAGUUAAAGGCCGAGCAGGGAACAUGCACAGCUUCAGUUUUGUUUUGCACCCGAAGGAAGAGCAGCUCGCCUCUCUCGCUUUUUGUUUGACUUCGCACGUCUGAAUUCGACACACUUUAGGGGCUGCAAACUUUUGCAAGACCAAAGAUGAUUUUCGACAAGCUGAAAAAGAUCGACAUAGUGUUUGAUUCUCCGGAGCUGGACUGUCCUCCGGUGUUCAGCAGCGGGGAUGUCGUCUCGGGGAAGGUUGUGCUCGAGCUCUCGGCGGAGAGUAAAGUCGAGUCGCUGAAGUUGCACGCUGAAGGUUUCGCUAAAGUCUACUGGACCGAGUCUCGCAGCGCCGGCUCCAGCACCGCUUACACGCAGAACUACAGCGACGAAGUGGAGUACCUGAACCGGAGAGAGGUUCUGCUGCAGGCAGAUAACGGUGAACUGACAGUCCUGUCUGCCGGGCGACACGAGUACCCUUUCAGUUUCCAGCUGCCAGAGGAAACCCUAGUGACAUCUUUUGAGGGCAAGCACGGCAGCAUUCGAUACUGGGUGAAGGUUAAGCUGCAUCGCCCAUGGGCCACCGUCAAGAAGAUCAAGAAGGAGUUCACGGUUAUCGAGCCCAUUGACAUCAACACACCGAGUUUGCUGGCGCCUCAAGCUGGAACCCAAGAGAAGAUGGCCCGCAUCUGGUACCGCAACUGCGGGCAGGUGUCGAUCACCGCAAAGAUCGACCGCAAGGGCUACACGCCGGGUGAAGUGAUUCCAGUCUUCGCUGAAUUCGAUAACUCCACGUCUCGCGCCGUGAUGCCGAAAGCUUACAUCACCCAGACGCAGACCUUCAUCGCAAGGGGAAGCAUGAAACAGAAGAGGGCCGUGGUGGCCACGUUGUGCGGGGACAUAGUUGGUGCACGCCGUAGAGAGAUGUGGCACGGCCGCGCCAUCAAAAUCCCCCCAGUUGGCCCCUCCAUCCUGCAGUGUCGCAUCAUUAAAGUGGAAUACAUGCUCAAGGUGUGCGUUGAUGUUCCUGGGACAUCCAAGCUUUCCCUGGAGCUUCCUUUGGUUAUGGGCACCAUCCCUUUGCAUCCGUUCGGCAGUCGCACGUCUAGCGUAAGCAGCCAGUACAGCGUGAACAUGGAGUGGCUUCGCAUGGCCAUCCCUGAGCAGCCUGAGCCUCCUCCAGAUUACAGCGCUGUUGUGUCAGAUGAGGAAGCAGUCCAGAACUCCACAGCAGUCCAACCUGAGGAAGAUCUCAGCGGCGUGCUGCAGCGCUCCCUCAUGGCCUACGUGCAGGAGUUCAGAUUACGCCCACCUCCGGUGUACAGCGAGGUGAGUAGACAUGCAAAAACUGUAGUUAUGUAUUAGACCAGGGGUCACCAA
Sinocyclocheilus grahami is the source of this 1737-nucleotide messenger RNA. RefSeq names its product arrestin domain-containing protein 2-like. Gene Ontology annotation, cellular component: plasma membrane; cytoplasm. Lineage: Eukaryota; Metazoa; Chordata; Actinopteri; Cypriniformes; Cyprinidae. The coding region runs from base 517 to 1722 and encodes 401 amino acids. The transcript has 6 exons. The record is from RefSeq and is a predicted model, not a curated record. Gene Ontology annotation, biological process: protein transport.